Molecule: messenger RNA, 631 nt
Organism: Solanum verrucosum
Lineage: Eukaryota; Viridiplantae; Streptophyta; Magnoliopsida; Solanales; Solanaceae
Exons: 3
Coding region: 104-631 (175 amino acids)
Source: RefSeq, a predicted model, not a curated record
UUGAUUGUUGCAGACACAAAGUGCACAAAAUACGAAGAAUAGAACAAAACUUAAAGUCUCGCAUGCCGGUGGUAGCAAAAGUAAUGCAAGGAGAGGUCGUCAAAUGGAGCAAAAAUUGGGAAGGCCUGUGUGCCGAAGUGAAGUUGUAUUGUCAACUUUACUGAAAAAGAAUGGUAAUUAUGUGAAUGAAGAAGGGAAGAUUUUAGCUGAUAAAAUAUCGGAGCAUCUACCUGAAGAUCAAGAACAUGCUGCUACUUUAGGUGUUCUGUUGAAGAUAUUGGCUCAUCCCAAUGACGCCAUUGGAAAAGUGUAUGGAGUUGAACAUUAUGGUCGUGUGCGUGGUAUAGGUGGUAAUGUUUGUCCUUCUGAUGUUUUUGGGAUGCCUAGACAUUCAAUUAGUCAUGCAAAUGUCGGCAAUUUCAGUAAUACGUCUCAUCAACGUGUUGAAUACCUAGAGAAACAUGUAGAAACUUUGGAAGAGAAGCUGACUGGAUAUGAAGAGACCAAGGAAAAGCUUGAGGAAACCAAGAAACGACUUGCACAAAAUGAGAAUCACUUGGAAACUCUUCAUAGGUUUUUACUAGCCAAAUUUGGUAAUGAAUUGCCUAGUUUCAACAUAGAUUCUUCUUAG